AUUUCUUCUAUUGUUGCAAAGCAAUCUCCUCUUUGCUUUCUCUUCCUUUCGUUCUUCUUUUCCUUCAUCGAAACCAGAACUGCAAAAUCCAUAACCGUGAACACGAAAAAUUGUAAUAAAAAGAAGGAAUAAUCUCUCUCAUCUCGAAUCGAAACUCCAAAUCAAAAUCAUACCGGAAAAACAUUAAAGACAAUCAUUAAAACCACCACCAACACCGAAAACCCUAGAUCACAAAAAAAAGGGAGAAAGAUAUAAACGGUUUGAGAGAGAGAGAGAGAGAGAGAGAGAAAGAGAACCCUAAACGACAACAUGUCUGAUGCGUUUUGCUCCGACUGCAAGCGGCAGACGGAGGUGGUUUUCGACCACUCCGCUGGCGACACCGUCUGCUCCGAGUGCGGUCUCGUGCUCGAGUCCCACUCCAUUGACGAGACCUCGGAGUGGAGGACCUUUGCUAACGAGUCCGGGGAUAACGAUCCGGUUCGUGUCGGCGGGCCCACUAAUCCGCUCCUUGCCGACGGUGGCCUUAGCACUGUCAUCGCCAAGCCCAACGGCGCCAGCGGCGAGUUGUUCUCGUCCUCCCUUGGCCGCUGGCAGAACCGUGGCUCUAAUCCUGAUCGCGGUCUCAUCCUCGCUUUCAAGACAAUCGCCACUAUGUCCGAUAGGUUGGGACUCGUCGCAACCAUCAAGGAUCGAGCUAAUGAGAUAUACAAGCGGGUUGAAGAUCAGAAGUCUAGUAGAGGAAGAAAUCAGGAUGCAUUAUUGGCUGCUUGCCUCUACAUUGCUUGUAGACAGGAGGACAAGCCACGCACUGUAAAGGAAAUUUGCUCUGUUGCCAAUGGAGCGUCAAAGAAGGAAAUUGGCCGAGCAAAAGAAUACAUAGUGAAACAACUGGGUUUGGAGAAAGGUCAAUCUGUGGAGAUGGGAACAAUACAUGCUGGUGACUUUAUGAGGCGAUUUUGUUCUAAUCUUGGUAUGAAUAAUCAAGCUGUCAAAGCUGCUCAAGAAGCUGUUCAGAGAUCAGAAGAGUUUGAUAUACGGCGGAGUCCCAUAUCAAUUGCUGCAGCAGUGAUAUACAUCAUAACUCAGCUGUCAGAUGAUAAAAAAGCUCUCAAAGAAAUAUCAUUAGCCACAGGAGUUGCAGAAGGAACCAUUAGGAACUCGUACAAGGAUCUUUAUCCUCAUGUUUCAAAAAUAAUACCAAACUGGUAUGCAAAGGAGGAAGAUUUGAAGAACCUUUGCAGCCCUUGAAAUGUAGAGCAGAAGAGAGCAUAGCGGCCAUAUUUACAAUUACAUCUUAGAUGCCAUGGAGGAGCAUUAUGUUUUGGAUGUACUGGACUCUUUUAUUUUAUACUUUACUUUGCAAAGAAAGCGCCUUAUCUUAUUUUUUAACCACUCUACUUGCUAUUAACUCAACCGUUCAUUUUGGUUCACCCUCCCUAUUUGAUGAUUAAUUCCCGGGGAAGGAGGGGCCAUUGAUAUAAAAAGUUGCUUGACCUUGAAAGAGUUCAAAUUUCACGCCUUUCUUCUUACCCCUUUUAUUGAAUUGGCUAUUUGUAUUUGUAGCUUUGUAGAUUACUAUGUAGGCAAAGUAUUUGAUGACUCUCUCAGAGAGUUCCAUUCGAUGGAGCUGCUUCAAGUAUUUAUAAUAUAGUCCAGUUCAUUAUGGUGUAUUUGCUACCCAAAUACUUUAACACCAAUUUAAUAAUCACACUCCAAAAACACCUAAAACAGCACUGCGCAAACAGCAACUCUGCACUUCUUCGGAGGAUGUUAAUGCUCUGUUCUAGGUUGAAUGCUUCAAUGGUAUUGCUGCUUACUUGUUUAUCUACUGAAAGAGAAGGAACCAGAAGCCUCCUAUUGUCUCCUAACUCUGCUGCUGUGCUUAUCCCAAGCGGGUAUCCCAUGCUACCGUCGCACUGGAGUUCGAGGUGGCAGUGUUACAGUCCAGUUGGGGGAGAGCCUGCGAUUAUGUGCGCGCGCCUUCGCGCGGUGCCCAGGUGAAGCUGCAACUAGGGCGGUUAUAAUGAGUGAAAGCAUUAUGUUUAACACCAAGGUUUAUACCCAAAAGCCAAAAUCAAGUCCUAAUCGCAUGUUAUUGGCAUAAAGAGUUCUAAUUGCUUGAUUUCAUUAAUUAAAUCGUUAUUAGUCUGAGUUACUCUGAGCUCUCCGUUUUGGAUGUUGAGUUUGGGGUUAGUUAGAGAGUGGUUAAAUUAGUUUUGAAGUGCUUGAGGUUGUUUCCCAAAUAUAAUUACUCGGUUACUCAUAAGCAAAUACAAUAAAAUGAGUUGGGACUAUAUUGUAAAUAUUUUAGAGAAUCCCAUCAAAUACUUUGCCAACUAUGUAAGAUUUCUUUGCGAUUCUGUAAAAGUGGGUAUCUGGGGAUAUUCAAAAAUGUGACAAAACUGCAAAAGUUUUCUUGUGGGAAUGGAGUGGGCUGGGAAUGAGGAUAAAGAUCUUUCUACAGAGAACUGGUGGGGAUUACAUUCUUAUUCAGUGGGACUUCUGUUUCGAAAAUAAUUUUAUGUAUAUUAAUUAAAUUAAUUUAACAGGAGAUUUUAUUUUUGUUGAAUUAUUA
Messenger RNA from Arachis stenosperma, 2575 nucleotides. Its product is annotated as transcription initiation factor IIB. Gene Ontology annotation, cellular component: nucleus; transcription preinitiation complex. Gene Ontology annotation, molecular function: TBP-class protein binding. The transcript has 6 exons. The record is from RefSeq and is a predicted model, not a curated record. The coding region runs from base 310 to 1248 and encodes 312 amino acids. Lineage: Eukaryota; Viridiplantae; Streptophyta; Magnoliopsida; Fabales; Fabaceae. Gene Ontology annotation, biological process: transcription preinitiation complex assembly; DNA-templated transcription initiation.